Molecule: messenger RNA, 1593 nt
Organism: Daldinia decipiens
Lineage: Eukaryota; Fungi; Ascomycota; Sordariomycetes; Xylariales; Hypoxylaceae
Exons: 1
Coding region: 1-1593 (530 amino acids)
Molecular function (GO): protein binding
Source: RefSeq, a predicted model, not a curated record
AUGGCGUCCCUGCAAAUUCAGAGUGCUUAUACAUUCCUCGCAUUCCCUGCCGAGCUCCUAGACAAGAUCGUCUAUGAGUUAUCCCAGACAGACUUAUACUACUGGUCCCUAACCUGCACCAAAUUCUCAAAGAGGAUCCUGCCGAUCUUAUACAAGCUAGACCUGGGAAUAGACCCGUACAAGAAAGAUCGUGAGGAACCCUACGGAUGCUACAGAUCUCUAGCAUGGGCAUGUCAACAAGGAAUAAGGGGUACCUUCGAAAUGGCACGCAAAUCGGGAGCAGAUCUAAACUAUUUCUUCGAGCUUCAGUCCGGAUUAUUAGACCAAUCAUUUCUAUCUCCUUUGCAAGUUGCGCUCGUCUAUGGACACGAAGAUCUCGCCGAGUGUCUUAUUGAGGCUGGGGCAGACGUUACUGCUAUCGCCUCCUGCAACGGCAAUUAUUCGGCUAUGCACUUUGCAACAUCCGUCUCGAUGGUCAACCGAUUACACGCUGCUGGCUGGACCCCCGAAAUUCAUCGCCUUCAUGUGCCUUACAGAUCUGUGAUAUGGUGGAUGCUACAGAGAGGCGCGGAACUUGACGCUAUGGAGGCUGCCCUCGACCUUGGCGUCUCCGUUGACGAUGAAGGCUGUGGUCUUUCGAUGUUGCAUGCUUGCGGGGCCCAUAGACUGGACGUAGUGCGUCUCCUACUAAGCCGAGGCUUUCGCUUUGAGGACCAGUCUAUUCUUGAAGAAAACUCAGUAAUCGGCAUUCCAGGAGUAUGCGAGCAACUCUGUCUAACACUCGCGCUCCAACGUGCUGUACUUGAGACGAGGGAUGCAUCCAACACGACAGAAUUGAUCCGACUGCUUCUCGAGGUGUACGUAAACUCCGGAAAAUUAGACUAUCGCAGCGAGAUUACCUGGCUGGUCUUGGCGACAGGCUCUGGCAUACCACUUGCAGUGCGCUCUCUCCUUUGGGAUUCCCUGGUCGUCCAAUGUGGUCUACCGCAGAGCUCCGAUCUUGCAGAAACUUGGGAGAAGGAGACCGUUGGUUAUAUUAUGGAUAUGUUACACGACAUCUUGACCGGUGACGACGGCGUCGUAGAGCUUCUGCACGGAAACCUCAGGUCUAUCCUUCGGUCUAUAGGGUUCUGUCUUCGGGCCGAGGGGGGCUUCGACUGGGUCCGCGUCCAGCCUCUAGUCAAGACGUUGAUACGGGGGAGCCACGAGCACAUCGAUAUCGUCUGUACGUAUCCGACCCACUUCACGAACCUCUAUCUCAGUAAGAAUGACGAAGCCCUCACGCUCGAACUUAUCGGUAUCCUACUCAAGAACGGCGCAGAUGCGGAGGCUAAGCUUGGUGACGAGGAGUACGGCGCGGAUCUGUUGCACCGUUCUGUUGGCAUAGGGGCCAUCGGACGAGUAAAGGUGCUCACCGAUUAUGACGCUAGAAUCGACCCCCCUACCUUACAAGAGAUGGAGUAUCCGAUCAUGUUCGUACGAGACGAUUUGGACGAGGAAUUGCGGAUUAAAAUGGACAAGGCACAGAAAGAAAUUGCCCAAUUUCUAAAUCUGAAAAGGAAGGGGUUAAGAAAGAAACCUGGUAGUUCGUAA